This is a messenger RNA of Stylonychia lemnae, 1572 nucleotides long. Lineage: Eukaryota; Ciliophora; Spirotrichea; Sporadotrichida; Oxytrichidae. The record is from the annotation of a GenBank genome assembly.
AUGAUUUAAGCUAGCAAACUCAAAAUGAUUUAUGGCGAAGAAAUCGCCUAUAAAGUCAUCAAUUCAAAGAUUCUAGUUAUAGGAGCAGGAGGUAUUGGAUGUGAAUUAGUGAAAACUUUAUCUGUUACUGGCAGAUUUGAUCUUGUAAUCAAUGCUUUAGAUAAUAUUGAGGCAAGAAACUAUGUUAAUUAGAUCUGCUACAAUCUUGAUAUUCCAUUGAUAGAAGCGGGUACUAACGGAUAUGUUGCAACUUGUGUUGAUAAGCCCAAGGAUUAAAGUUUUCCUGUGUGUACGAUCAGAUAAAAACCAGAAAAAUUAAUUCAUUGCAUUGUUUGGGCUAAAGCAUUAUUUGACGGUUUAUUCGGAUCUCGAGAUCAAAGCGACCAUAUUAUUGAUUAUUUGCCGGAGCCUAUAUAAGAUUAAAGCGCAGAUUUCUUUGAUUAUGCUAAGUAAGUCUUCUCUAAGCUGUUCGAUGAAGAGGUUAAAAAUUAGAUUCAAGCUGUAAAGUCGAAACUAAUGGCUUAAACUCUGAAUCCAGAUGAAAAAUAAAGUGAGGAAUCUUUUCUUAAAAAGAUUAAUGUUUUGGAAUUCUCGAAUCAUGAAGAAAGUAUAUAGAGAGAUUUGACUGACAGAGAAUACAAACUCAAUAAACCUGAAUUAAAUGAUGAAAAUAACCUUACAAUAUUAACCCUUCAGGAAUAAAUAUAUACCUUUGUCCAAAGUAUACUAAAAAUAUAUCAAGAGAGAUUUGAUAAAAUAGGAUAAAUGACUUUCGAUAAGGAUGAUGAUAGUAUUAUAGAUUUGGUAUCUUCUGCAACAAAUUUAAGAGCUUAUAAUUUUUCUGUUGCUAUGGAGAGUAAAUUCAAAAUUAAGGAAAUGGCAGGGAAAAUAAUACCAGCUAUUUCAAGUUCAAAUGCACUAGUUGCAUCAUUACAAGUCUUUGAAGCAAUUAAAAUAUUGGCUGGAUAGUUUGAAAAUUUAUAGGGAAUUUAUUAUCGUAGAUUAGAUACCAAGAAACUAUAGUCAUUUAAAAGAAUUAAUGAUCCUAAAAACCCCAAUCUAAUUGAUGAAGUUUUAAUAAGAGAUAUUCAACUAGGUGAUGAGUUUUAGAUGGCUUUCGACACAUUUUAAUACGAAUAAUUCUCUGAUUUGGAUGAAGACGAGGAGAUAAUGAAUAAAAAGAAAUUAAUAAGAACUUUAUCGGAAUUGAACGUAACUGAUAAUUCUAUCAUCCAAGUUUAAGGGGAUUUUAAAUCUUAAACUGAAAACAAUCAGUCUUCUGUUAUCUAUGUAUUGCUUUGCGAGUGUCCAGAAUAAGAGGAAACACUUAAAACUGUACUACUAAAAAAAGGAAUUAAUUAGCCUCUAUUCGACAAUACCAUGGAGAUAAGUGAAGGUGAAGUAGAAAUACAGAAUGACUAAAAAUUCACUGAGGCUAUAAUAAAGCCACAAACAAUAAUUGGAAAAAGGCUUCAUUCAGAAAUUGAAAUUGGCAAUUAAGUAGAUAUCGAUGAAACUAAAAAUUCUGAUUCUAACAAAAGAGCUAAGAUAGAUGAAUAAAUAGAAGUUUGA